Molecule: messenger RNA, 884 nt
Organism: Rotaria sp. Silwood2
Lineage: Eukaryota; Metazoa; Rotifera; Eurotatoria; Philodinida; Philodinidae
Source: the annotation of a GenBank genome assembly
AGAAAAAUAGAAUAUAAAAAUGAAAAAUAAUGAGUGAAUAGCUUUAAUUCUUCGUUUUUCUCAGAUCUUGAAAGUAAAUUAAAUGCUGAACGCUUAUCAUUAAAACAUUCAAAUGAAGAAUUAAUUCAAACACAAAAAGAAGUUCGUACACUUGAAAUGGAUUUAAAACAAAUAACAACAAAUUAUAAUCAGUUAUCACAUGACCAUGAAUUAUUAAGACAGUCGAAUAAACAUAUUAUUGAACAAAUUGAAUCAAAUAAUCAGCAUCAAACACAAUAUGAUAAAGAUUUAAAACAAUUACAACAAGAAUUUGAUAAUUCAUUAAAUAAAGAACAACAAAUAUUAAAUGAAUUAAAUCAAAUACUUAAAGAAAAUGAACGUUUAAAUAAAGAAUUGUGUACGAUUAAUAACGAAUAUGAAAAUAUAAAAAACAAAGUUAUUGAUUAUGAAAAACAAAUUGAAGGUUUGAAUUUGUUUUUAAUCGAAAUAUAUAUUUAUUAGCCAUUUCAGGCAAAGCGGGACAUUGUUCUGAAUAAGUUCUUUUUGUAUAGACAAAUAAAGUUUAUCUUCAUCUUUCAUAAAAUUUCACUUACGUAUUCAUAUGUCUAUAUCUCAAACCUAUCGAUUUAAAGAUACUCGAAAGUUUCACAGCAGAAAUACAGUACAAAAUUGUAAAAAUAUUUUUUCCUAUCGAUCAGUGAAAGUAUUAGUUUCUAAAUUUUAAUAAUAAACGUUAAUAUAGUUAUCUUGAAAAAAAAACGAGUAAACUCAAUUUUAUUAUUCAUCCGAAUUCUAUCUUAAUCCUUUGAUCUGAUCUGCUGUUAGGGGCAUGCAGUUUCAGUAAACUGACCACCGAUACUGUCGCACCGGCAAACACCGGUAUA